AUGACUAUUCCUGUCUCCCAACCGGCCCUUCCGGCCGUCCCAGGCACCCAACCAGACCUCUUGCCGAGCGCGCCACCCCGGGUCCCGGUCUCGAAGCUGUUUCCGAAGGGGAACUAUCCAUGCGGAGAGGAGAGCGAGUAUGUGGGCGAGAACAGCUACCGGACGACGAGUGCGGAGAAGCGGGAGCUGGAGCGGCUAGCCGCGCAAGAGGACGAGGAGUCUCCGGAGAACUACAGCGCGAUCCGGCGGGCGGCCGAGGUGCAUCGCCAGGUCCGUCGCUACGUCCGCCAGACCGUCAGGCCCGGGAUGACGAUGACGCAGAUUGCCGAGAUGGUCGAGGACGGCACCCGGGCCCUCGUCGAGGCCGACGGCUUGCAGCGCGGAAUCGGCUUCCCCACCGGCGUCUCGCUCAACCAUUGCGCCGCCCAUUACACCCCCAACGCCGGCGACUCCAUCGUCCUGGCUGCCGAUGAUGUCUUGAAAGUCGACUUCGGCGUCCAGGUCGGCGGCCGCAUCGUCGACUCCGCCUUCACGAUGACGUUCAAUGACAAGUACGACAAGCUGCUCGAAGCCGUCCGCGCGGCCACCAACACUGGCGUCCGAGAAGCUGGGAUCGACGCUCGACUGUGUGAUAUCGGGGCCAGUAUCCAAGAGACCAUGGAGGCUUACGAGGUCGAGGUGGACGGCAAAGUGCACAAAGUCAAGGCGAUCCGGAACCUGACCGGCCACAACAUCCUGCCCUACCACAUCCACGGGGGCAAAUCGGUGCCGAUCGUCGCCAACUCGGACGAGACGGCGAUCAUGGAAGAGGGCGACCAUUUCGCGGUCGAGACCUUCGGGAGCACCGGGCGGGGAUACGUGAUGGACGAUGGCGAGUGCUCGCAUUACGCCAAGGCGCCGGACGUCAACAAACCCAUCCGACUCGCUAGGGCCAAGACUUUGUUGAAUACUAUCAACAAAAACUUCGAUACCUUGCCGUUCUGUAAGCGCUACCUCGACCGUCUGGGCGAGUCGCGGUACUACGCUGCGCUCGAUAACCUUGUCAAUCUGGGCAUCGUCCAGGCCUAUCCCCCACUCAGUGAUAUCCAGGGUUGCAUGACCGCUCAAUACGAACACACCAUCAUCUUGCGACCUACGUGCAAGGAAGUCGUCAGUCGAGGUGACGACUAUUAG
Messenger RNA from Puccinia triticina, 1173 nucleotides. RefSeq lists its product as uncharacterized. Gene Ontology annotation, biological process: proteolysis. NCBI's taxonomy places the organism in Eukaryota, Fungi, Basidiomycota, Pucciniomycetes, Pucciniales, Pucciniaceae. Gene Ontology annotation, molecular function: metalloaminopeptidase activity. The record is from RefSeq and is a predicted model, not a curated record. The transcript has 8 exons. Bases 1 to 1173 code for a protein of 390 amino acids.